Molecule: messenger RNA, 3993 nt
Organism: Suillus clintonianus
Lineage: Eukaryota; Fungi; Basidiomycota; Agaricomycetes; Boletales; Suillaceae
Exons: 18
Coding region: 338-3715 (1125 amino acids)
Biological process (GO): cell surface receptor signaling pathway
Source: RefSeq, a predicted model, not a curated record
GACAAUUUCAAGUUAAACGUCCACCACUAAUGGCAAGGUGGCAGAAUUUUCAGCUCCUCAGAUGAUUCUCUGCGCAUAUACAUAGCGGUAGUCAGCCAGCUUGUAUACACGCCUUAUGAUACACAUCUUGGUUGGCACCAGAAUGUAGACCUCCUUAUGUCUGAUCCCAUACGUGUCACGUCCAGCGCUGAUGGGCGUCAAGCCCUUCGGAUAUGAACCGAUAGCAAGCUCGUCAAUAUUUCGUCCACUUUUGAUCAACUUGUGAUACACUUAUCUUCAGACUUGUCCCUUCUAGCUCACCAAGGUGACCAAGCCGCUUCCCUACUGCACAGCCUCCAUGAAUCACCAAGAGCAAGUCAUAUCUGACAUUACGCUUGAACACACACAGAAGGCAUUGGAUGAUGCCAUAUCAGAUUCAAAUUCGACAUCAGCUAGAAGGCUCGACAAGUUGGAUCGAGCAGAGGAAUUUGCCGCUCAGACAACUCAAGACGUUGGAUCAUUUCACGAUUUCUACACCCAGAAUGCCACAGUCAUCAAGUCCGUAUCUGAUGUGAUGGUCACGGACAUCGCAAAGAAGAGCAUGGGCGACUUUCUGGGAGAGGCGAAGAAGGUGAUGGAAGCUCUGGAUUCUCUCCAACAGAUCCACCCGUUCAUCAGUGUUGCUAUAGUCGCUUUCAAAGCUGUCGUGAAUCUUGAACUAAGGCGAAGAGAGAAUGAUCGUAAAGUUGGGUUGUUGUUAUCUCAGGCAUCCGACAUGAUGAUCAUGCUUCUCCAACUUAAGAACACUGGAGACCCUGCCAUCAUGGGACCUCAUGGUGAAAUCAGGGGACGACUGCAACGUGUCAUGGAUGGGAUCAGGCAAGAUAUCGAGGAUUGCGGAAAUGCCAUUGACAAAUACUACAAGUCGAAAUUCAUGGUGAAAUUCUUCAAAUCAUCCCAAUGGGCGAACGAGUUCCUGAAAAUUUGCAACAGCUUUUCCCAGCGCACGCAGGAGCUUCAGCUCGCCUUGAACAUCAGGACGGCUGUGGGAGUUGACAUUGCAAUCGAUAAGCUGGACAAGCUGAUCCGCAUGCUAAGCGAACGCGAAACAAAAUUCGAGAAAGAAGUGCAAAUGCGUGGUGGAAGAGAGAAAUGUUUGGAAAGCAACGACAAAUUACUAGAGCUACUGAAGAUCGCCGAACAACGGGAAACACGUCCACAGAAUAAAGUGUAUGCCGAUGUUCCCACCAAAGAUAUCAGCAAGCCUGUUUCCAAGAUAACUUCUGCAAAAGGAUCGGUUGCCGAGCAGCACCGUCUUGAUGCCUCACUGCUCUACGAACUGCACACUCCUUUACGCAGCUUACUUGACGACAACCGCACACUCUUCAUGUUCAAACUUGACACAAUGACAUCUGACAUCAAGGAUGCUAUCAAGGAUUCCGAAACGCGCAUCAUGUGGGCCUUCAACAGCAGAUUUCGACGGGUCAAGGAUUUGCACCUCCGAUAUAUCUGGAAAGAGAUGAAAUGGGCAACAAGCGUUAAGACGCUAUAUUUCAUCGCGGAACUGCAUGACUAUUACGUGAAUCGUCUCUCCCGUCUCCGUCAUGAUGCCACAGGCCCACAAGUGACAUCUGGUGCUUCAUCUUUGGCGGUGCGAGUCCCAUCCCCAACCCCUACUGCCUCUCUCAUAUCCGAUUCAGAAGGAGAAGACCAUGAGCAUCCAGAAGUUGAUCUUGAAUACCACGAGCUUCCCGCAGUUGACCCUGCAGACAAGUGGUGCUUGAAAUACUUGACUGUUUUCUAUAUUCCGAGUUUAUCCGAAAGCUUCGACAGCGACGCAAAUGGGUUGGUCAGCGUACGGGAGGUAAACACCUUUACGUCCACAGUACCUUCAGGUUGGAGUCUGCUACAAGCACUUGCGUACUCAGCAGCAGGUUGGAGAGUGGAUAAUCAAUAUUACCACACACGAAUUGAACAAGUCUUGAACAGUAUGAAUGGUGUACGAGGAGACGCACUUCCAGAAAAUAGGAUGUGCAUCGCCACAUAUUUGAAUUCGGAUGCUAUCGAUGGUAUCAAACAGCUUGUGCGUUCUCUUGCAGGGCUUGGAUCAGAGUAUUCGGACUUGGAUCUCGCACAACUGGCUACUCGGCGUCGCGAGGCUCAGGAGGAGACAUUGACGAAUAAACUCAAUGUCGUCAAGUAUGAAAUAGACUCCAAAGAAUCCAUCAAACUUUUUGGAUCUGGUCGUAUUGAAAAUUUCUUGCUGCCUUUGCUUUACCUCGUGAUCAGGAGGCAUUUACAAAUCAUGGAACUCGCCAGCACAGUGAUUCUGGUCGAGAGAGAACUUGAGUCUGCAACUCAAACGAUAUUCAAUAUCUUGGAAGGGGUGUCUCUGCGUGUAAAUCAACUGGCAGAAUCAUUUCGUCAACAAGGUAGCGAUCCGAAAGUGAGAUUCACUUGGUAUGCGCAUGGCUUGUACAACUUUUGGUACAGUCCAGAACUCGCCACAGACGACACCGAAUACUGGGAAACCCACGAUUUCGGGAAUGAUGACACUGAAUUGGAGAUUGAUUCUACAGCAUUGAAGUUUGGUCCUUUCAGUCUGGAGGAGGACAACACGGUGUUGGAAAAACCUGUGAUAUUUAUUGCAUUUAAUCCCGGUCAGCAGUCUGAGGACACCAUGGAAGAAUAUAUCCGUUUGUGGUGCAUGAACGAGCUCCAUAAUACACGAACAUUCUUCCCUUGUGAAAUCCCGCCUUAUCUAUCGUCGAACGACAAAGAACGAUUCAAUAUCCUGUCCAAAGAGCUGCCUUCAUCUGAUGUCAAACGCUGGAACUCAUUGGCUGAGCUCCAUGUGCGCAAACGAUUGUUCAAUUUUCAAUGCGAUGCAUGCCAUUAUCUUGUCACUGAUUUCCUUCACUAUUGUUUAGACUGUGAUUCCAAUAACUAUGGUGUAUGUGUACAGUGCGAAUCUCUGCCGGUUUCAGAUCACAAAUACCCAUCCGACCACAAAUCGACACACAACAUGCUUAUUUUCCGCAUGUCGCCACCAACUUUUAUAUACGCACGAGCCAGGUCGUAUGCCCGGAGCUUCUUAUCCAAUUUAAUGCUCCCUGCGGCACCGCUCGAAGGAUCAUCGCAAGAAGACGAAUGCCAAAAGCAACUCGAAUCAGAUGGGUCAGAACCUCCGCAUUCGACAGAAGCAACUCAAGCGGACAUGGCUUCUGCCUCUGUAGAUCUGCGGGGAGAUGAUGAAAAGUCAAGCGGGAACUCGGUGAUAGCCUCACUUACAACCGAAGACGCCCAUACGUGUCUUGAAUGCGGUGUUAAGCUGGACGUUUUGUAUGUAUGCCUUAUCUGCGAAGGAGAUACCCCGAUUACCUUGUGUGGCGAUUGUGCAUUCCGCGAUGUAUUCAACGUGGUCACACAGCACCACCCUUACAGACACCUGUUGGUCAAGAUCAAAGACAAGGUGCCAGACGCAGAUGGAACCUUAGACCAGCCUGUCGAUGACUCGGACGAUACAAGUGCUUUAGCAUCCCUUUCCUUACGGGUCGACAAUCUAGUUGCAACGGUGGACAAUCUAGCUGCAACGGUGCAAUCUCGCUUUGCUGAACAGGAUCGGUGCCUUAGUGAACGGUUUACGCAGAUUGAGCAGCUCGUGCAUAGUUUAGUGGAUUUGAUGGGAAAAGUACAACUUUCCUCCGGGUCCGUAAAUGGUUUGGCUGGCUCAUAAAUCAGGCUGUUGUGUUUAAUUCUCGUAUAGUCUUCCCAACCUUUAUAGAUCGACACCGACUUGCUAUGACCGUCGUACAUGUAAAAUAUAUGACUAUUGGCUUCCUUUCGUUGUGUGGACGAGUAUGAAAGGUAAUCAAAGUGGCACUGCGCGCAGGAUCGAGGUAGGAACUUGGUCACAAAUGGAACCAUGUGAUCAAGCGAAGAGAUGAAUGAAGCCGAGAGAUCAAUUAGUUCAUCCAAGUCGACCAUAUAUCGAGCUACCAGAUCAGGCUGGUG